Molecule: messenger RNA, 1854 nt
Organism: Triticum urartu
Lineage: Eukaryota; Viridiplantae; Streptophyta; Magnoliopsida; Poales; Poaceae
Source: RefSeq, a predicted model, not a curated record
CUGUCGCAACUCGCAAUGGCGCCCGCGGCGGCGCUGCUGCUGGCGUGCGCCGUCGCCGCGCUGGCAUGCCUGGCACUCGCGGACCCGCCGGCGAGCGAGCAGACGGCGCUGCUGGCCUUCCUCGCGGCCGUGCCCCACGAGCGCAAGCUCGGGUGGAGCGCCUCCACGCCGGCCUGCGCCUGGGUCGGGGUCACCUGCGACGCCGCCAACUCCACCGUCGUCAAGCUGCGCCUACCCGGGAUCGGGCUCGUCGGCCCCAUCCUGCCGGGGACCCUCGGGCGGCUAGCCAACCUCCAGGUGCUGUCCCUCCGCGCCAACCGCGUGUCCGGCACCAUCCCCGACGACCUCCUCCGCCUCUCCGCCCUCCGGUCCCUCUUCCUGCAGGACAACGCCGUCUCCGGCGCCAUCCCGCCGGGGGUCUCCGGGCUGGCCGCGCUCGAGCGGCUCGUGCUCUCCCACAACAAUUUGUCGGGCCCCAUCCCCUUCGCGCUCGGCGGCCUCGCGGCGCUGCGCGCGCUGAGGCUCGACGGCAACUGGCUGUCCGGCAAGAUCCCCAGCAUCGCCAACCCGGGGCUCAGGGCGUUCAACGUCUCGAACAACAUGCUCAACGGCUCCAUCCCGCGGGCGCUGUCGCGCUUCCCCACCGACACCUUCGCCGGGAACCUCCAGCUGUGCGGCACCCCGCUGCCCCCCUGCAGCCCCUUCUUCCCGUCCCCGGCGCCGGGGAUGGGCCCGAGCGACGGCGCGCCCGGUGGGACCGGGAGGAAGAAGAAGAAGCUGUCCACCGCGGCGAUCGUCGGCAUCAUCGUGGCCGCCGUGGCCGUCGCGCUGCUCCUGCUUCUUCUGGCCAUCGUGUUCUGCUGCAAGAAGAGGGCCCGGCGAGGCGCGCGCAUGGAGGGACCGAAGGGCACGGCCGCGGCGGUGGGGCAGACAGGCACAACCAGACCGCCGGCGGCGUCCGGCGAGGGCACGGGCACCGCGUCCUCGCCAAAGGACGACGCGGGCACCUCCGGGGCGGUGGCCGCGGCGGGCGGCGGGACGGGGGAAACGAGCCGGCUGGUGUUCGUGGGGAAGAGCGCGGGGUACAGCUUCGACCUGGAGGACCUGCUGCGGGCGUCGGCGGAGGUGCUGGGGAAGGGGAGCGCGGGGACGUCGUACAAGGCGGUGCUGGAGGAGGGGACGACGGUGGUGGUGAAGCGGCUCAAGGAGGUGGCGGUGGCGCAGCGCGAGUUUGAGGCGCACAUGGAGGCCGUCGGCGGCGUGGAGCACCGCAACCUGCUCCCCGUCCACGCAUACUACUUCUCCAAGGACGAGAAGCUGCUCGUCUACGACUACCUCCCCGCCGGCAGCCUCUCCGCCAUGCUCCACAGUCAGUCAUCACCCUCCCUCCUUCAACCAAAACUGUACUGCAUUGCAUAGAUAGCAUCGCCGGCAAUUCGACGUGACGGCAUGUGGAGUGGACGGGCGGCUCAUCUGGCGCGCUUUUCGCCCCGUUCUGCGUCUUUUUCUUUGGUUCAUCAUUGUUUUGUGGAUCUUUCUCUCGUUGGUCGUGGCUUUUCUUUGAUGGCCAAGCGGGGUAAAAAUCGCGGCAUGUGCAUGGGAUCAUCAAAGAAAGAAAGAAAGAAGGAGCGAUGAUGAUGGGCUUGGCUCGCUGCUGGAAAUGCAACACUUGGCCCGCAUUGGCGAGGAGCAGAGACAGAAAAUGGUGUGCGUGCGCUGGCCGCGGGGUUUUCGGGCUGUAAAGCCACGACGAUGGUCCUCCCUCCUCGUGGAUUUUCUUUUCUUUCUUUAUUUAUUUACAUUCCAACGCUACGAUCCAGAGGAGAGGAGAAAUGCGAAUGCGGUUUGCACGCC